GCGCAUGCGAUUGCAACGUGCCCGGAACUGAGUAUAUCUAAAGCUAUAAAUGCUAACUACUGUGUGGGACCUUCCUGUUCAAGACAAGGGGAAAGAACUUUGUAACAACAUGGCGGCGAUCAAACUGUUUCUGCUCGUCGGCUCUGUGGCUUUGUUCAUCAACAGCGUUUCGGGACAAAACGACUUGUGUGGCACGAUGUACUUCCAGUGUGACAACGGCAGGUGCAUCUUCCACAUGCCACCAGUCAUCUCCUGGCUGUGUGACGGGUUCGAUGACUGCGGGGACGGAAGUGACGAGGCAAACUGCGGAAGUGACGUCACCAGACCCCCGUGUUACACGGGGCUGUGGCAGUGCGAUAACGGUGGCUGUAUCCCAGAGGAGCGGCGCUGUGACGGGCUGUACGACUGUCACGACUUCAGCGACGAGAACAACUGUCCGACAAACUAGCCGGAAAGACGUUGCCGAACGAACGCGCAUGCCAGGAGCGGACACGCGGAUCUCUUUGUUUUUUGAUGAUUAAAAGAUUAUCAACAGUG
Molecule: messenger RNA, 537 nt
Organism: Branchiostoma floridae (Florida lancelet)
Lineage: Eukaryota; Metazoa; Chordata; Leptocardii; Amphioxiformes; Branchiostomatidae
Product: low-density lipoprotein receptor-related protein 3-like
Exons: 4
Coding region: 50-448 (132 amino acids)
Cellular component (GO): plasma membrane
Molecular function (GO): protein binding
Source: RefSeq, a predicted model, not a curated record